UGUAGUUUAUCAAAACCAAAAAUAAAUAAAUUGGAAAAACGAGGUCGUUUGGUUUGGAGGUUUAGCACUCACUAUUUCUCUAGUUUCUCUGCAUCGCCUUCGUCGAUCGAAGUGGAGCUUCCAUUUCAUAGCCGGCGGUGAAGAUAGAUAGUUAGCAGACUUGGCUGACCCUGAGCAGGAGGAAUAAGAAUAAGAUGCCUCCUUAUGAUUGUAUGUUUCUGUUUAAGCCCCAUAUAAGGAAGGAAGCUGUCAUGGAUUUAGUUGUGAGGGUGGGAAAGCAUGUGUGCAGAAGAAAUGGGGUUGUCACUGAUAUCAAGAGUCUCGGAAAAGUUCAGUUGGGCUAUGGUGUGAAAAAGCUAGAUGGCAGAUAUUAUCAGGGCCUACUGAUGCAAAUGAGCAUGAUGGCUACACCUGAAAUCAACAAAGAGUUGCAUUACCUAAACAAGGAAGACCGGUUACUGCGUUGGCUUUUGGUUAAGCAGCGUAAUACAAAAUUUGGGCUUGACUCCUAUGGUGAUGAAGGUAGAUAUGAGCUAAGCAAAUUGUCCCAGAUCGGUAAACAUGGUGAUGAGGAUGAGGAUGAAGAUGAUGAGGAAUAUGAAGUGAAUGAAGAAGAAACAGUGAACUAAAAGAUAGCUGAGUAUCUUGUUAGUUUCCAUUGUGAGAGUACAAAACCAUUUUGCAUAGUAUUGUUGGUGUCAAACAUUUGCUUACUUACGGUACUAGGUAUCAAUCAAACAUGACCAGUGGGCUCGAACAUGUUAUUUCAUAAACUCCGAGCUGUCUCUUGCUAUUCGAAAAAAACAUCUUUGUAGCUUUGGUGAAAUAAUUGUAACUCGUGGUUGUGUUAGCCAGGAUCUACGAACAGUUUGGUUCAUUCAAUAUACUUCUAAUUGGUGCGUAUGUUAAUAUCUUGAGAGCAAA
Glycine soja is the source of this 924-nucleotide messenger RNA. RefSeq lists its product as uncharacterized. Gene Ontology annotation, cellular component: ribosome. Gene Ontology annotation, biological process: translation. Bases 195 to 629 code for a protein of 144 amino acids. The transcript is spliced from 3 exons. NCBI's taxonomy places the organism in Eukaryota, Viridiplantae, Streptophyta, Magnoliopsida, Fabales, Fabaceae. Gene Ontology annotation, molecular function: structural constituent of ribosome; small ribosomal subunit rRNA binding. The record is from RefSeq and is a predicted model, not a curated record.